This is a messenger RNA of Belonocnema kinseyi, 2279 nucleotides long. RefSeq names its product cyclin-dependent kinase 1 (gene Cdk1). Bases 234 to 1142 code for a protein of 302 amino acids. The record is from RefSeq and is a predicted model, not a curated record. The transcript has 4 exons. Gene Ontology annotation, cellular component: nucleus. Gene Ontology annotation, molecular function: cyclin-dependent protein serine/threonine kinase activity; ATP binding; RNA polymerase II CTD heptapeptide repeat kinase activity. Gene Ontology annotation, biological process: protein phosphorylation; mitotic G2 DNA damage checkpoint signaling; G2/M transition of mitotic cell cycle. NCBI's taxonomy places the organism in Eukaryota, Metazoa, Arthropoda, Insecta, Hymenoptera, Cynipidae.
AAGUUAGCUGUCAAUUGAAGUGAAAAUACCUAAUUUAAACUUAUCAAUAUGGCCGCCAACGAUUGCCGCAAUGUGCUGCUCCCGUUUUGAAUUUAUCCGUUGAAGUUGUUGCAUUGUCUAGAAAGCUCCUCCGCGUAUAUACAAGUUUUUCGUCAUUUUUGUGAUUCGAAAGUGCCUUAGAAACCCUGAAAGCUGGUGAUUGGUGCGGUUAGGCUAUUCAAAACGCGAUCGCCAUGGAUAAUUUCGUGAAGAUCGAGAAAAUUGGUGAAGGAACUUAUGGCGUCGUAUACAAAGGUAAACACAAGAAAACAGGUGAGAUAGUAGCCAUGAAGAAAAUUCGUCUGGAGAGUGACGACGAAGGAAUCCCAUCCACAGCAAUAAGAGAAAUAAGCUUGCUUAAGGAACUUAAGCAUCCUAACAUCGUCAGUUUGUUAGACGUAUUGAUGGAGGAAUCAAAGUUGUACUUGAUCUUCGAAUAUUUGACGAUGGAUCUAAAGAAAUACAUGGACAAUAUAGGCAGUGGAAAGCUUAUGAAUCCCUCAACCGUCAAAUGUUAUUUGUAUCAAAUCACAAAAGCUAUCCUCUUUUGUCAUCAACGCAGGGUGCUACAUCGAGAUUUGAAGCCGCAAAACUUACUAGUAGACAAAUCGGGUGUGAUUAAAAUUGCUGAUUUCGGAUUGGGAAGAGCCUUUGGAAUACCUGUGAGAGUCUACACCCACGAGGUAGUCACUCUUUGGUACCGAGCACCGGAAAUUCUUCUUGGUGCCACCAGAUAUUCGUGUGCUAUAGACAUAUGGAGCAUUGGUUGCAUUUUUGCGGAAAUGGCAACGAAAAAACCUCUGUUUCAGGGAGACAGCGAAAUUGAUCAACUCUUCAGGAUAUUCCGUGUCUUGCGGACUCCGACUGAAGAUAUAUGGCCGGGUGUCACACAGUACUCGGACUACAAAGCUACAUUCCCCAACUGGAAAACGAACAAUUUGGAGGAUCAUGUAAAAGUUCUCGACAGUGAUGGCAUUGACUUAUUGCAGGCAAUGUUAACUUACGAUCCAGCACACAGAAUCUCGGCUCGUGCAGCGCUCCAGCAUGCCUUUUUCGAGGACAUCGAAUGUGACUUCAAGGAAGCUAAAAUACCUUUCGUUUAAGUGUUCGUUCAUUUUUUGGUACACAUUAAAUCACAUUAGCUGUAAUCCAUUCCCGAGAACAUAAAUUCAAACACUAAAAUAAGGUAUUUUAAGUGCUUCUAACAACUUAAGGUAUUUUAGGAACUUUGAAACCUUGAGAUAAUUUAAUAAUUUGAGAUACAUGAUACGAUACUGAUAGUAACAUCUUAACUUUAAUUCAAAUAAAUUAUUGAUGAAAUAAUUUCCGUUCAGAUAUGAAUAUUUUAUAUAAGCCAAGUCCUAAAAGACUUGUUUAUGACUCGAUUUUUGUCCUGGCACUUUAAUGAAUUAUUUCUAAUCAGGUUAGAGGAAUUAAAUUUUGACCUGAUGAAAAUUUUUCUUAAUACAUAAAAGAGUGACAGCUUUAGCGAAUGCUUCAUAUGACUAAGAUCUGAGAAUUGCCAAUUAUUGUAUUGUUUAAAGAAUAUGACGCGGAUACGAUUCACGCACUACGAAUUGUAAAUAUUAUUUAAGAAAAGGAUACACUUUGAUGAGAUUACUUCUUAAUCUUUGUAAUUAUGUGCUUAAAUAUAUCGAGUUCUUUCAUCUCUUCUACAUACAUAAGUCUCGCUUUCACGUGUCGUAAGAAUUCGAUCCUUUCCAUUGAAUUUAGCGAAACAAACUUCUAGCCUACUCAAUUAGUUUCGAAGUUUUUAUUAUUAAUUGAACUUGGCUGUCUUAUUACGGCCGAAACGAGUUAGAGAAAUUGCACAAAAUGAUAUAAACACAGAAUCUUGACUAUGUUAACCAAAUAUGAUGCGUCAUCAGUGCUGUAAAACGUAUGACACACGUCGAUGCAAAUAUUUGUUUCUGCUGGAUAAAGUGCUGCAUGAUGAGAAAUCCAGAUGCUUAUCAGGAUAAUAUCGAUUGUUUAAGUAAUCUGUAUUCCAAAAGUUGAUUUACUUAAAACUCUCUCUCGAAAGUUGAUGAAACAAAAGUUGGUAAAUUUUGUUAAAUGCCUUAUCUGCGUAAAACGUAUGUUUUUGAGCUUCUCAGAAUUACCUUCGUUAGUGAUAUCAAAUUUGUUUAUUUUUAUGCCCCUUUCAGAUCGUAUGCCAACAUUUGAAACAAAUUUUUAUCUUUUUUUUUUAAUAAACAAAGCUGUAUAUUCUUUUGAAA